This is a messenger RNA of Manis javanica (Malayan pangolin), 7157 nucleotides long. It is a transcript of the gene SPICE1, whose product is annotated as spindle and centriole associated protein 1. NCBI's taxonomy places the organism in Eukaryota, Metazoa, Chordata, Mammalia, Pholidota, Manidae. Gene Ontology annotation, cellular component: spindle; centrosome; centriole. Gene Ontology annotation, biological process: regulation of centriole replication; mitotic spindle assembly; metaphase chromosome alignment. The record is from RefSeq and is a predicted model, not a curated record.
AGAUGUCAUUUGUCAGAGUGAACCGUUACGUUCCCCGGGGAGGAGGAAGGAAAGCACUGAAAGUAAAGAAGAAGAAAACGUCAGUGAAGCAAGAAUGGGAUGUAAGUAGAGUACUGUUAGUGAUCUAACAGUUCAUCGGGCAACUCCUGAAGAUUUGGUACGUCGUCAUGAAAUACAUAAAUCGAAGAAUAGAGCAUUAGUACACUGGGAACUCCAAGAAAAAGCUUUGAAAAGAAAAUGGAAGAAGCAGAAACCAGAAAUUGCUAAUCUUGAGAGAAGAAGAUUGUCUAUCAUGAAGGAGGUAAUAUUAAAUUGCAUAAUCUUUUGAGUUAGAAAGAGAAGAGAUAAGUAGGUUCUCAUUUCUCCUAAAUCUGUUUCACAUUGGAGACUCUAGCAAUAACUGUUUUCUUAUACAAUGAUUUACACGUGGACUUUCAAAAAAGCCCAGUGAUGAUUAGAAUCUAGUUUGGUGUUUUGAAUUACUGCUGUAUAAUUUUUCAGCUCUUUGACCUUAAACAAAUUAUUAAUUUCUCAGUCUGAAUUCUUAUAUUUAAAAUGGGAAUAACAUAGUAAUUCAUUAGGGUUCUUAGAGAAAUACAAUUUAUUAGCUCUGUGAUCUUAAAUUGUUAGCUUCUUAGCCAAAAUUUUCUCGUCUUUAAAAUGGGAAUAACAGGGUUAUUCGUUAGACUUCUUGGUGAAAUACAAAAGUCUUGAAUUAUAUCUCCCAAAUAAAUGUUUGCAUGAAUGUGUACCAAGAGCAGUGGAAUGAGAGAAAAUGGUUCUUUACAGAUAAGUAUCUUUUAGUGCUCUUGGACAAGUCGUAUACAUUUAAAUGUUGUGUGGCAAUUCUCUGUGAAAUGUCUAACAAUACAGAUCUGACCAGGAAAAAAGGCAGUCCCUUUGAGGAAACCAGGGCUUUUGUUUCCCCUCUCCAGGGGCUCCUGCUCGUCCUCUGAAUCUCUCUCUUUUUUUUAGGGGCUUUACUGUUUAUUUAAUUAAUGGUGAUGUGUCCUGAAUUUCUUAUACAAGUAAUAGAUGUAGUAGAAGUAGGGGUUGAAGGAAGAGUGGAGAGAGGCUGGGGGAGUCUCCUUGCCUUCCCUCUGUAGCGACAUUUCCUCAGGCCUUAGCGCAGUUCUCAGCUCUGACUGCACAGUGGAAUCUAAGGGUUGAGAACUUUUCAUUUAAAACAUUCACUAUAUUUGGACUCAGAUAUAUCUAUAUUCAGAUAUUCUUAUUUGUUGACCUGGGUUAUGGCCACACUUACGUACUUUUUAGACAGUUCCUAUGUGCUGUUAAUGUGUGGCCAGGCUUAAGAGCCUCUGCUUUUAGUGGGAUCAGGUAUUUCUAUUGAACAAUAUAUUUUGGAGGUUAUUCCAUGUCAGUAUUUAGAAAUCUAUCUUUUCUUUUUAAUGCUCAGGUAGUAUACAGGUAUAUCACAAUUUAUUUAUCCAGUGUUUUAUUUGUAGACAUUUAGGAUGUGUAUUAUCAUUUAAGCUUCUGCAAAAUUAAGACCCCAAAAUAUAGUGGUUUAAAGAAAACAGAAAUCUGUUUUUCUCUUAUGAAACGGUUCAGAGGUAAAUGAUAGUUGGUAGGGGGCGCUGUGGUCCUUCAUUACAAGGGUUUCCACCUGUGAGUAGAGAAUGGCUGUUGCAGCUUCUUUCUGCUAUAUUCCAGCCAGCAUGAAGUGGGAAAGAGAAUUCAUGCUGCUUUUUUUUCAUACCACCCAGAAGUUCUGACUUAUAUCUCACUGUCCAGAGAUCACUUGACCAUUCUCACUUGCAAGGAAGGUUGGGAAAUCUAGCUAUGUACUUGGCUAAAACUUUGGAGUUCUCAUGUUCAAGGGAAAAUGGAAAUAAAGGAUACUGGUGGAGAAAAAAGUGCUGGGAUGAGAAGUUUCCAAUAAUGUUUUUGAAGGGACCUUGACUGAUCCUUUGAAAAUCCAAGUGAUGUGUAACCCACCAUUCAUAAGUUCGGCUCUGUUCUCUGCAGACCAUCAGGGGAAGUAAUAUAUACAGAAGGGCUUGCAGAGAUUGGUUUACCUAUCAAGAGGAUGAGUUUUAUUAGAGAAAAGUGAUACAGAAAUGUAGAAAGAAUAAAAGAGAGCCAAUACAUUGAUUUCUUGCCACUCAAAUCAUCUGCCCUAAGGAGACUGGGCAGGAAGGAGCAGAGGACAGCAGGGCAGUGGCUUUACUAGAGGCCUUAUUAUAGUUAAUACCAGAUAUUGAUAUGAUAGAGUUAUUCCUCUGUCACUCAAUUUGCUCUGUCACUCAUACCAAGGUCAAUGCUUUUUUAAAAAAAUACUAAGCUCUUAAAACUGCCAUUAGGAAAUAUUUUGUGUCUAAUUUUUCUAGUAGAGGUGAUAAUCAUAAUGCUCCAUUUAUUCUUUCCUAAGCUCUAAUUGCAUAUACUUGCAAAAUGGCUAACCAAGGAUAGAAAUUUGUUCAUGGGAUAAUAUAAUUUAAGUUGUAACAGUGUUCUCAAAUAUCUCUAGAGUGGUAUACAGGUUUUCAGUGUGUCAUCCUAACAACCCCGUGGGGUUGGAGAGAUGGUCAGAUCUUCAUUUACACAUCAGGAAGCUAAGUGAAAGAGGUUGGAUUUUGCUUAGUAUCUCUUGACUGAGCCUAAGAUCCCAGUCUUCUGGCUCCAAAUGUGCUUUUUGCUUUAUGCCAUUACAAAUUUUACUCCUUGUGAAAGGCAUGAAUUCAGGACUUAAUUCUCACCAACAGAGCCAGUCAGCCUGCUGGGCUGUAGUGGGGGAAGAAGGAGAAAAAGUCAGAACGCGAUUCUUGUUACUUUUCUCAGCGUUCUAAAACAGUAAUUGAGGUCAUAGUAUGUACUUGUUUUCCAUGGUCUAGAGAAAUCCUGGUAAGAGCAUUUGUUACCAGGUGUUUCAUUGUUUUUGAGUCAGUGAGAUUCCUUUCAACUUUAGAAUGCCAUCUGGUGGUGGUGGUUAGAGGUGACUUGCUUUUACUCUAGCAUGUUCCUCCUUGCUUGUCAUUAUGAAAGUUCCUAAAUUGAAAGUGCAUUGAAAGUGCAUAAUCAGAGGCCCUACUGUAAUGGUUUUUUUUUUGAAUUCUUAUCUCUCCAAGAUUAAAAACCUCUGACUGGUUUGUAAAUAUAGAAGCAUCACUUUUUUGUUUGAUGCUCCCAAACUCAUGUCUUAAAUCAUGUUUUUUAAGUUGUGGACCAUGACCCAUUAGUUGAUUAUGAAGUCAUUUCAGUGGUUGAAACACCUCUGAGUUUAUGGCUCAAAGAUUCAUAUCUUUAAUCAGUGUUUUUCAAACUGUGGUACAGAACUUGCUAAUUGUGAAGUCAAGUUAAGUGGGUUGCAACCAUUAUUUAAAAACAGAGAACAGAAACUAAAAAGAAAAUAGAGUGGUUCUCAAAGAGUAAGAUUAAGUAAAAUUUUAAUUUUGUGAUAUAAGUACAUUUGCAUUUACAUUUUUACAUUUGUCUGUGUACUGGGUUCACAUUUUAAUGAUGUGUUUCUUUGGAUUGUAGCCAAGCAUGACAUCCACUCAUUAUUGUAAUAUCCCCAUCUACUGGUACGUAAGGAUAUUGCCACUGAAAGAUUUUAGGAAGGUUGUUGGCCUAUGGUUAUUUUUGUUCUGUGCCUUGUAUGAACUUUUCCAUUGUGAUUUGGUAAGUAUAUAUAUUUUUUGAAUAAUAGUUUUUGUCAUUAACACAUGUCUAGAUUCUUUCUGAUCAAUACCAGAUGCAGGAUGUAUUGGAAAAAUCUGAUCACUUGAUGGCUGCGGCAAAAGAUUUGUUUGUUGAUUUUCCUCGUAGGCGCACAGGGUUUCCAAAUGUAACAAUGGCUCCUGAUUCCUCUCAAGGUCCCAUUGUGGUAAAUCAAGACCCUGUCACCCAGGCCAUCCUUAGUGAAUCUGUGUUAGUGCCCCAGGCUCUUAAUGAAGUAGAUGAUGAUGAAGAAGGAGGAACUGUUAACAGCCAGUCAGAAGAAAGCGAGCAUGAGUUGGAUAGCUCUCUAAAGUCUCAGUCAAACACGAAUGCAGACAGGUUUCUCCCUCAACUAAAGGAGGAUAGUCCUGAGUUAAUUAAUAAACUGUGGACUGAUACUCAGCGAAAAAGAGCAACACAGUCACCAGUAACAACCCCUCCAGGAACUCCGUCAUCCACCCCUUCACCAGGGGAACAAAAAGUAUUCUUCCUUUUAGUUGCUCUGAAUGCUACCAAUGCUGUCAAGAGAAUCCACACCAGACUUCAAUCUAAAGACUCUACUGAGACUGUAGACUCAAGCUAUGUUGUGGGACAAGUACUGAACUCAAGGAAGCAAAAGCAGCUGUUAAAUAAAGUGAAAAGAAAACCAGAUUUGUGUGCUUCAUCCAAGCCAAAGAAAAACACAUUAUCAGCUAGCAGUGCCUCCACAGAGUUACCAAGUAGCAAUAAUACCAGCCUGGAUGUCCUCAAAGGCAUGAUACAGGAAGUGGAACAUGAAAUGGAAGAAUAUGAACGGUUGACAGGACGUGAGGUCAAGGGACUGCAGAGUAGUCAAGGUCUCACAGGCUUCACUCUGUCACUAGUGAGCUCCCUCUGCCGUCUGGUUCGAUACCUUAAAGAGAGUGAGCUCCAACUGCGUAAAGAAGUAGAGACAAGGCGGCAGCUGGAACAAGUAUUAGGUGAACAUCGAGAGCUCAUUGAUGCUCUGACAGCUGAAAUUCUUCUUCUUAGACAGGAAAAUACUGCUACCCAGGCAAGACUACAGCAGUAUGUGGUCACAACAGAUGAGCAACUUACAUCGCUCACACAUGCCAUUAAGAACUGUCCAGUGAUAAAUAGCCACAAAGAAAGUCAGGCAUCAGAAAGGGGAGCCACAAGUAGAAUUAUAGACAAUCCAGAGGGUUCCGUCGUAAAUGCUAAUGUCUCCAUGCCACCGAGGUUCAGAGGGGAAGAAGUGGUUGAAUUCCCACAGGAAGACUUGCCUGUGAAGUUCUCUCAGGUGCCAAACCCUCUAGGUGGUGUGAACCUGCCCAGCAAUUUCCCAGCACGUAUGUUUGAGCCAGCUCUGUUGCUGACACCACCGAGGCAGAAGAGCAACUCAGAAUUCUCUCCUAUGCAGGAAGUAUUGAGGAGGACUGUUCAAACUCACCCUGCUCCACGAGUUCCUCCAGCUGUGGAAAUAAUUGAGAAGGAGCAAAAUUGGGAAAAGAAGACCUUAUCUCCUGGCACAGACAUUCAGAAUUCAAGUGAAGAGAGCCAUCUCUUCCCUCAGAGGUGGAGGGUCUCUCACAUGAGAGAAGACCUGGAGAAUAAAACCCAGGCUCCUUUUGUUAGCCUCUCACAACCCCUCUGUGGUUCCCGUCCAAACUCUGUGCAGGCGAGAAACCCUGUGUUUUCAGAAGAUCCCCCAGGACUUGGAGAUGGGCAACAGCUUGGAACGAAUGGGGCAAUACAAAGAAAGGACAUCAUGGCACGGAUUGCUGAGCUGACACUACAGAAUUCAACUAUCAAGGCACAUCUGAAUAAUAAUAUUGGGCCAGUGGGAGAGCAAGGGGAUGGACUUCGGGAGUUAAACAGAGAGGAGACAAAUCAUGCAAGUGACAUGACUGCUACUUUUCAAGCAGCACAACCUCUAAUGCCAAGUAGCAUGGAGGAAUGGAUUGCAGAAUUGAAUCGGCAGAGUAUGGAGGCACGUGGAAAACUCUUGCAGUUAGUAGAGCAGCAGAAACUUAUUGGUUUUCAUGCUUCCUCUCCACCAGCAUCCCCUACUCAGUCACCUCUUGGAGCAUGGACAGAAGGAGGGAAGAAGACAAUUGAGGUAUCUAUUCCAGGAGCAGAAGCUCCAGAAAGCUCAAAAUGCAGUACUGUCUCUCCUACCAGUGGGGUGAAUACAAGAAGAUCUUCAGGGGCUACUAGUAAUUCUUGUUCUCCAUUAAAUGCCACCUCAGGAAGUGGAGGAUCCCUAAGGGCAAAGGUUGACAAACAGAACGAAGAAGGCUGGUUUGCCCUGUCUACCCACGUGGCAUAAGUGAAGUCAAGCUUUACAGAGUUUGUUUUUACUAAUAUAUUCUUAAGCCUCCACUCCCCUUUCUCUGCUCAUGUUAUACCCUUCUUCAGAGAAAACCUUCAAAGAUCUUGUGACUUAGAACUAAUAGAACAAAGAAAGAAACAAUUAUUUUAAUAUUUGACCUUUUCAAAUAGAUUUCUAACAACUAACCAAAACCUCCUCUGAAUAAAAUUUUAAUCAUAGGGAAAUCAAAGUUUUAUGUUCUAAUAGUUUAUAAGUAUUUUAAGGCUUUUUUUGAGUAAUAUAUUUUUAUAUUUAUCAUAUUCAGGUUUUCUUUUUUUGUUUAGUGUAUCUUAAAUGUUGAUCUAUUUCACUUCUUUUUUUUCUGAAGAACUAAGUUGCUUUGCAUAUAACUUACAAUAAAAUGCCUCUGUGUGCUGGCUUUCAGAAAAAUUGAACACCCUCUUUUUUUUGAGAAAGUCAUUGUUGUCCAUCAGUUUUUUCAUCAAGUGGAAUACACAUCUUAAAAAAAUAAUCUUGGGAGUAUUUGUUUAUAUUUAUUUAAGCAGGUAAGAGUGGUUGUAUAUAUUAUAAAAUUCUUACAUAGCCUAAAAAUGUGAAAAUGUCAUCAGUAAUGCUAAUGUACAUCAAAUAAAUAAUGAUCACAGAGCUCAAAUGUCUAAAUGCAGUAACAUUGAUUUAUUGGUAUACUUAGUGUCUGAAACAAAAUUGAAUACAAAAUAUUGCUGUCAGUUUUCCCAAUCCUGAUUCUACUAUGCAUUCAGGGUAGGUUCUUCUUCAAGACACCUGUUUGGCCCUCACACAUUGGUUUCUACUUUAGACUUGUAUUUUGAAUUAUCUCUGUCCCUUUGCUCUAUGAUAAGAAUUCUCAACCUAAGUGCAGUGGGAAUCAGGGAGGGGAAGCACACUGAAACUACUUGAGGAACUUUCUCAGACAGCUUCCCUCCACCUGUAGUUGUAAAAUGCUCUUCUAGGAAGGGUCCUAUGCAGCUUCAUUUGGGCUUGUUCUGUUGUGGUGGCACAAACAAAAUUAUUUUCUUCUGGUAUCACUGAUGUUAUUUAUCGGAAGUCAUCUGUAUUCAUUUGCAUUAUUGCAGAGACUUCAAAAAAUGUAUUGUACUUUUUGAAACUUGGUAUUUAAUAAAUACUAGCCUGUCUAAAUACAAAA